GUUGGAAGCCCCUACCGACCAUUAGAGUUUUUGUCGAUAAAUACCUUUCCCUCUCUCUUGAAUUAUUUCAAGGGUUUGCGUCCAUUAUUGUCCUUUCCAAUUAACUCCAACCUUAGAAUCCCUCCACCCACACCAUGUUCUGUUACAUUGCUUUGAUCAUAAACUAUUUCAAGUUGGCCUGGAAUUUGUUGCUUAACCAUUCCAUGUUCCCCAACAUCUACAACAUGCAGUCAUAUCCACCAGUUGCUGCCGCCAUUGUUGUUCAGCAACAGCUUGGUGUCGUCCGACACACCCGGGGCGACGACCAAGAGGAAGUUGCUUGUGCAGUUUGCCUAUGCAAAAUCGAAGAAGAUGAUGAGAUGAGAGAGUUGAGAUGCAAUCAUCUGUUUCAUAAGGAAUGCUUGGAUAGAUCGGUUGGAGUUAGUUAUGGCUUUUCAUCCACUUGUCCCAUUUGUCGCACUUCAUUAACUCCUGCUAAACUAGUUGCCGGUGUUGAAAUUCUGGUGUUUAACUGUUUCAGUUUCGACUCCCGCCACCUCCGUCAUAACUGGUGGCUCCGCUAAGCUUAGCUGAAACCCUCCAGCAGCUCUACUUUUACCAGUAUUAGUAGUUAGUAUGCCUCAGUCAAAUUUUUAAGAAAUGUAGCAAACUUGUACGGUUCUGUAAUAUAUAUAUAUAUAUAUAUAAAUAUCUGUUAUAGAAAAAUUAAUAAAACAAUAAAUAAAAAGGAUGAAAAUACGAGAGAAUUUUAUUA
Molecule: messenger RNA, 754 nt
Organism: Gossypium arboreum
Lineage: Eukaryota; Viridiplantae; Streptophyta; Magnoliopsida; Malvales; Malvaceae
Product: E3 ubiquitin-protein ligase RHA2A-like
Exons: 1
Coding region: 135-563 (142 amino acids)
Biological process (GO): protein ubiquitination
Molecular function (GO): ubiquitin protein ligase activity
Source: RefSeq, a predicted model, not a curated record